GCAGGGGCGGCUUCUAGGUGCUACCACCGCUGCCGCCACCGUCACCACCGCCUGGGAACCUGGGCCUGGGGGGCGGUGGGGCUGCAUAUGGAGCCCCCGCCCCCCGGAGCUGCCAACAUCGCCGCCGCACCACACGCAGAUAGUACUGGGAUGGCGUGAGCACUCCCCCAGCGAUGGACCCAUCUGUGACACUGUGGCAGUUUCUGCUGCAGCUGCUGCGAGAACAAGGUAAUGGCCACAUCAUCUCCUGGACCUCACGGGAUGGUGGUGAGUUCAAGUUGGUGGAUGCAGAAGAAGUGGCCCGGCUGUGGGGGCUGCGCAAGAACAAGACCAACAUGAAUUACGACAAGCUCAGCCGGGCCCUGCGGUACUACUAUGACAAGAAUAUCAUCCGCAAGGUGAGUGGCCAGAAGUUUGUCUACAAGUUUGUGUCCUACCCAGAAGUUGCUGGGUGCUCCACUGAGGACUGCCCUCCCCAGCCUGAGGUAUCUGUAUCCUCGACUGUGGCAAUGACCCCUACUGCUGUCCAUGUGGCCUCUGGAGACACUGCCACUGGAAAGCCAGGAACACCCAAGGGCACAGGAAUGGCAGGCCCAGGUGGUUUAGCACGCAGCAGCCGGAAUGAGUACAUGCGCUCGGGCCUCUAUUCUACCUUCACAAUCCAGUCCCUGCAGCCACAGCCACUCCCUCAUCCUCGGCCUUCCUCAGUGCUCCCCAACACUACUCCUGGAGGAGCAUCAGCUCCCCCCUCAGGGAGCAGGAGCACCAGUCCAAACCCCCUGGAGGCCUGCUUGGAGACAGAAGAGGCUGGCCUACCCCUGCAGGUCAUCUUGACCCCACCCGAGGUCCCAAACGAGAAAUCAGAAGAAUUGAAUCUGGAGCCAGGUUUGGGCCGGCCACUGCCCCCGGAAGUGAAAGUGGAGGGGCCUAAGGAAGAGUUGGACGCUACAAGGGAGGUGGGGUUCGGUCUGGAAGCUGUUAAAGCUGAGCCGGAAGUCCCUCCCUCGGAGGGUCUGCUGGCUAGGCUCCCAGCUGUCCUGAUGGAGAAUACAGCGCAGGUGGGUGGCCUCGCAGCCUCCAGUACUGAGAUCGCCCAGCCACAAAAAGGCCGGAAGCCUCGGGACCUGGAACUUCCACUUAGCCCAAGCCUGCUCGUUGGGCCGGGACCUGAGCGAACUCCAGGAUCAGGAACGGGCUCCGGUUUGCAGGCUCCGGGGCCGGCGCUGACGCCAUCCUUGCUACCCACGCAUACAUUGACCCCGGUGCUGCUGACACCCAGCUCGCUGCCCCCCAGCAUUCACUUCUGGAGCACCCUGAGUCCAAUUGCACCCCGUAGUCCAGCCAAGCUCUCCUUCCAGUUUCCAUCCAGUGGCAGCGCACAGGUGCACAUCCCUUCCAUCAGCGUGGAUGGCCUCUCAACCCCCGUGGUGCUCUCCCCAGGGCCCCAGAAGCCAUGACUACCACCACCACUACCACCAUCCUCCUUCUGGAGUCCAUCCAUCCAUGCCCCUGAACUUCUCUCCAGCCAGCCAUCUCAAGGAGAAACAUAGUUCAACUGAUAGACUUAUGCUCUGGUUGUGGUGGGGUGGGGAUUCCUGGGAAAAAGGAUCUCUCACUAACUCCACCCAAAACACAACUUCUUUCUUCUUUGCCAGUUUCCCAAUGGCCGCCCUUACACGUCUCCUACUUCAGUGGUAGGGACGGUUUAUUUAUUUUUUGAAGGCCACUGGGAAGAAUCUGGCCCAAUCCUUAGGAGGGUGGUUAAGACAUCACCCCCAUCUCCUCCCCACUUUUUCCUCCAGUAUAUGACAAUCGGGGUCCGGCUUGAGAAGGAUCUUUCUUUAUUUCUCAACCUGCCCUUGGGGAGUUAAGGGAGCCCUGUCUCCAUUUUUGGGAUGUGGGUAAACGAGCUAGUUUGUUUUGUUUUACUAUUCCUGGCCAUAACUAAGGGUCCAGGGACAAAUUGUACGAUUUAAUGGUUUGGGAGUUGUAGCCAAGGAAGAAUCACUGUUGAAAUAGAAAUUGCUACCUCCCCAAACUUUUUCUCAGUCAGCUUGUCCUUUUCUCAAGUAACCUUUUGGCUAGGGAGGAAUACCCCUUUUGUUGUUCUUCCCCCUAAGAAGCCAUUCCUUUGUCUGCCAAAUUCCGUGGGGGCCUGCCUGUUACCUCCUAAUGGAGGGUUUUUGGGGGUAGUGGUCCCCGUCUGGGGGGCCCCCUCCAGCCAGUACUCCAGGUCUCUCUUUCUCCUACCCUCUGCCAUUUUGAUAGUAUAAUCUAUUUUUAAAUGGGGCUUUUCAAUAGGGGAGAGGGAAUCAUCUCUUCCUACAUCUUGUGGGUAGGUGGAUGGGUGGGUGGGUGGGUGGUGGGAAGGAAGGGAUGUGGAGGGGAUCUUCCUGCCAUCCCCAAGUGUUUAUUUUUGAUACCAAAUGUGUAUUUUCAGCUCCCUCCCAGCCCCCCAAUUUCCUGCGGGCGGGUACAAAGGACCCUUUUAAGUGUCCCUGGAGUUGGGAGGGAGGAAUGGGGGACAUGAAGCCUGUCUUGUAUCAAUUCCAGGCUGGAGGGGGGUGAAUUCAAAAGAUUCCUGGGCUCACCUCCUGUCAGCACUGGCCCAGACCAGGCCUGGAAACCUAGGGGUUGAUGGUUUGGGAGACAGUGUUGCACUCGUCUCCACUGUUUGUUUUACUUCCCCAAAAUGGACCUUUUUUUCUAAGAGUCCCAGAGAAUGGGGAAUUGUUCCUGUAAAUAUAUAUUUUUAAAGGUGUUGUUGAA
Messenger RNA from Nannospalax galili (Upper Galilee mountains blind mole rat), 2769 nucleotides. It is a transcript of the gene Elk1, whose product is annotated as ETS transcription factor ELK1. Gene Ontology annotation, cellular component: nucleus. Gene Ontology annotation, biological process: regulation of transcription by RNA polymerase II; cell differentiation. The coding region runs from base 174 to 1457 and encodes 427 amino acids. Gene Ontology annotation, molecular function: DNA-binding transcription factor activity, RNA polymerase II-specific; sequence-specific DNA binding. The record is from RefSeq and is a predicted model, not a curated record. The transcript is spliced from 6 exons. NCBI's taxonomy places the organism in Eukaryota, Metazoa, Chordata, Mammalia, Rodentia, Spalacidae.